GUCCAAUCAGAUCCCCCAACGCCAGUCGUUUCCUUAUAAAAAAGGUCCGAAUCGCGCUUCGGCACCGGAGAAUGGUAGAAACACAGAAGGAACAUCUCAAGACGAAACAUUGGACCCGCAAGUCCUUUCGUUCAUUUUUAAAAUUUCUCGUUUCUCCAGGUUUGUUAUAGCAGGAAUUUAAAAAAAACAAUAGAAAAGAUGGCCACGUCGUCCAGCGCAAGCUUGAGCAAAGUCAUCAAGCAGCAGUACAUGGAGCUGCCUCAAGGGGAUAAAGUCCAGGCCAUGUACAUCUGGGUGGACGGGACUGGGGAAGGCCUGCGGUGUAAAACCAGAACUUUGGAUUUUGAGCCCAAAAGUGUUGAAGACCUACCCGAAUGGAACUUUGACGGGUCCAGCACGUACCAGGCCGAAGGUUCCAACAGCGACAUGUAUCUCAUCCCCGCCGCCAUGUUCCGCGACCCCUUUCGCAAAGAUCCAAACAAGUUGGUGCUCUGCGAGGUGUUCAAGUACAACCGCAUGCCUUCAGAAACCAACCUGCGACUGACGUGUAAUAAGGUGAUGAAGAUGGUAGCGGAUCAGGUUCCCUGGUUUGGCAUGGAGCAAGAGUACACCAUCCUGGGCACGGACGGUCACCCCUUUGGCUGGCCAUCCAACGGAUUCCCGGGACCUCAAGGGCCAUACUACUGCGGUGUGGGAUCAGACAAAGCCUACGGGAGAGAUAUCGUGGAGGCCCAUUACAGAGCUUGCCUCUAUGCUGGGGUUCAGAUCUGUGGAACAAAUGCGGAAGUCAUGCCGGCCCAGUGGGAGUUCCAAGUUGGCCCGUGCGAAGGGAUCGACAUGGGCGACCACCUUUGGGUGGCGCGCUUCAUCCUGCACCGCGUUUGCGAAGACUUUGGGGUGAUCGCCUCUUUUGACCCCAAGCCGAUCCCCGGCAACUGGAAUGGCGCCGGCUGCCACACAAACUUCAGCACAAAGGAGAUGAGAGAGGACGAUGGACUAAAAGCCAUCGAGGACUCCAUCGAGAAGCUGGGCAGGAGGCACAGCUAUCACAUCCGUGCCUACGAUCCCAAAGGGGGGCUGGACAACGUCCGCCGCCUCACCGGCCACCACGAGACCUCCAACAUCAACGAGUUCUCUGCGGGCGUGGCCAACCGCGGCGCCAGCAUCCGCAUCCCGCGCAAUGUGGGCCAUGAGAAGAAAGGUUACUUCGAGGACCGCCGCCCGUCGGCCAACUGCGACCCGUACAGCGUCACCGAGGCGCUCAUUCGCACCUGUUUGCUGAGCGAGGAGGGUGACGAGCCCGCGGAUUACUGAAUCCACAAAUCGUGGAUUGACUCCCACUGCCAACCCCCCACCCCGCCCCUCCUACAUUGAUCUUUUCUUUUAACUAGUACUGUAUUCCCUUUCCCCACUUCUCCCUUAGAACUGUCUUAACCUCCAUUUAAUAGGCUUGUCGAGUUGGCUGGUCAACUUCAAACGGUCAAUUGAUAUCUUUGGUAGCUCCCCUCUGGUCAUGGCAGGGUACCUUCCCCUCAUUGUUAGAAGGGAUUGGUUUUUGUAACAGAUUUUCUAGCCAUGUCGAUGCCGUUCCUCACCCGUCCACCCCCUAAAUGAACUAAAGCCCAUGGACACUGAAGCGUAGAGCUGCUAAGGCAGGACACGGCGCAUGUACGACGUAAGAAAUAUUUAGUGCUCGUUUCCAUUGUUGCUGACCUUCCCUUUCCCACGGUACUAACGCUUUGAGUUUUAAGAUGAAGUGUAAUUUUAAUGGCAACGUUUGUCUUCAGAUUUCUGACACACUGAGUCACCCGUGUCGAUACACUGUGUAGAUGUUUGUGCCCAGAUGACGUUCAACUGUGGUGGAUCUGUCCAUAAUGCCAUUUGUAGUUUCCUCAAGGAGUUUUAUCCUUUCUUUAAUGCGCCCCAUUUGGUAAAUUUGUCAAGUUUACUGAACCUGGGUUAUUUUUCUCUUGAUACAUUUAAAACUUAUUUUUAUCACAA
Syngnathus typhle (broad-nosed pipefish) is the source of this 2001-nucleotide messenger RNA. Its product is annotated as glutamine synthetase. The record is from RefSeq and is a predicted model, not a curated record. The coding region runs from base 199 to 1314 and encodes 371 amino acids. Gene Ontology annotation, cellular component: cytoplasm. The transcript is spliced from 7 exons. Gene Ontology annotation, molecular function: glutamine synthetase activity. NCBI's taxonomy places the organism in Eukaryota, Metazoa, Chordata, Actinopteri, Syngnathiformes, Syngnathidae.